This is a messenger RNA of Octopus sinensis (East Asian common octopus), 5828 nucleotides long. RefSeq names its product A disintegrin and metalloproteinase with thrombospondin motifs 7. The transcript is spliced from 26 exons. Gene Ontology annotation, molecular function: metalloendopeptidase activity. Gene Ontology annotation, biological process: proteolysis; extracellular matrix organization. The record is from RefSeq and is a predicted model, not a curated record. Lineage: Eukaryota; Metazoa; Mollusca; Cephalopoda; Octopoda; Octopodidae. Bases 799 to 5466 code for a protein of 1555 amino acids. Gene Ontology annotation, cellular component: extracellular matrix.
UCAACAGCAGCAGCAGCGGCAGUUGUAGCAGUAGUAGCAGCAGCAGCAGCAGCAUCAACCUCGUCAUCGUAAUCAUCACCCGCCGUCCCCUUCAAUUUACAAGUUUUUUUUAUAUUUGUUGUUGUUUUUACUACUACUAUCACUACUACAACUACUACUUCAACCGCCACCAAGUUCCACUAUUGUUAUUGCUGCUGCUACUGAUGUUAUUCGUGUGAUUGUUGUUGCUGUUGUUGUUCCAGUAGUAGUAGUAGUAGUAGUAGCAGUAGUAGUUAGUGGUAAGUUAGUUGUUAGACGACGGGCUACUACUACCACCAUCACUUCCACGACGAAGACGCUGUUAUUUAUUUAUAUAUAUAUAUAUAUAUUUGUAUAUACAUAUAUAUGCAUAGAUAUAUAUAGUAUAUACAUACAUAUAUAUAUAUAUUCUCUUCACAACAUCUAUAGAUGCUGUUACUGUUAUCAUUCGUCCCGUCGUUAUCAUUCUAAUGUCUUUUUCUUUUUUGUUAAAAACCCCUAAAACAAAAAAUCAACGAUGUGAUAAUAUAUAUAUAUACCUAUAUCUAUAUAUUUAAUUUUUUUUUCGUAUCAACCUGUCCACGUUCGUCUUUAUAGUUUAAAUAUCUCCCAAUGAAUGUUGUAUCAUUAUCAUCUUCGUUAUGUUAUAACUACUUUAUUAUUAUUAUUACAUGUAAGCAUUCCAACUCUUCCAAACAUAGCUAAAACUAACUCGAAACUUGCCUGCUUCCUUCUCUCUUUCUCUCCAUCUCUUGUUAUUAUUAUAAACAAACAAACGACAUGUCGCUAACUUUGCGGCAACGGCUUUUACAUAUUCUUCUUGUAAUAACUUCGGUGCACUCAGCUGUCUUACGUGAUUACAAUUUGCCGGAUACACGACAAGGAGAGUUCCUUAAGCUUAUCAAGGAUUAUGAAGUGACUUUACCAUACCGAGUGAACUCAGAAGGCCAAUUUGAGACACACAUUUUACAUCCGGAACACCAUACGGUGAAGAGGAGUACAGAACCUGAAACCAUUCACUAUCAUGUGGUCGUCGACAACAAAACGCUGCAUUUGCAAAUGAAAUUAAACGACAAAUUCACGUCACCUGGCAUGGUGGUGGAACGACUGAAAUCUCGCUUCAAAAAUGUUUCGGAUUCUACAUUUGUUCCAUACUGGAAACGGAAAUGUUUUUUCUCUGGGAAAAUAAAAGACCAUACGACUUCUAAUGUCGCUCUUCAAGUCUGUAAUGGAUUGACUGGCCAUUUGCAAUCCCAAGACGGUGAUUAUUUCAUAGAACCAAUAAAAGGACACUCAGUUGGUGCCAAUGGGAAACAUCCACACAUUGUAUAUAAACGUUCUGUCCUACCUCAAUUCAAGGAUAUUUCUGAUGGUGCUUCAGCUGAGAAGAAAACGGAAUAUAAAUCAACCCCCUGUUCUGUUGGCGAUGAUGAGAAUGCUGAAAAGGAAAACAACGAAAGUGAAAGUAAUGAUCGGAAUGAUGAUGGUGGUUCUGACCCCGAUCUAACGAUUCCAGUCAAAAGAGUUAGUUCUCGGAGGCGGAUGAAACGAUCUAUUUCAUCAGAGAAACAUGUAGAAACACUCGUGGUUGUUGAUCCGAUUAUGAUGGAUUAUUACAAAAAUGAGGAUGUAGAGACAUACGUGUUGACUGUCAUGAAUAUGGUAUCCUCGUUAUUCCAUGACGCCAGUAUAGGGAAUGCGAUCAACAUUAAGAUGGUCCGGCUGUUGUUACUGGAAGAUGAACAGGAAGGCCUGAAAAUUACUCAUCAUGCUGACCGAAGUCUUCGCAGUUUUUGUCGCUGGCAGCGAAAGAUGAACUUCAAGGAAGACAGUCAUCCAAAUCACCAUGAUGUGGCAGUUCUUUUGACUAGACAUGAUAUCUGCAGCCGAAUAGACCGUCCCUGUAAUACCUUAGGACUUGCACAUCUUUCAGGCAUGUGUCAACCUCAGAUGUCAUGUAACAUCAAUGAAGAUUCUGGAUUAGCUCUUGCAUAUACCAUUGCGCAUGAGCUGGGACACAACCUUGGAAUGAAACAUGAUGGAGGUCGAAGCAAAUGUAUUUCAUCCGGUGAAAAUUCCUAUGUGAUGGCACCACAGAUGUUUGGUAGCAGUCGGCUUAGAAUUUGGUCUCCAUGCAGUAAGAAGGCUGUAACCAAGUUCUUUGAUCGUGACAGAGGUUACUGCUUGAAUGAUGAGUCAACUGUCUUUGAUUACGUCUUCCCAUUCUUACCUCCUGGCACCAUGUACAAUGCUGAUCAUCAGUGCCGACUGCAGUAUGGUCCCGAAGCUAAAGUCUGUGAUUCAGUUUCUAAUAUUUGCUCUUACCUGUGGUGUCACGUAAACAAGACUUGUACAACAAAGCGUGAGCCUGCUGCAGAAGGCACUAUCUGUGGCAGGAACAAGUGGUGUUUCGACGGUGAAUGCGUCACUAUCGGUGACCGACCUCAAUCUAUCAACGGAGAAUGGGGCGAAUGGGGAGAGUGGACGAAAUGCACAACGAGUUGUGGUGCUGGCGUUUCUAACCGGCAGCGUUACUGUGACAACCCACCACCUUCUCAUGGAGGGAAGUACUGUAUUGGGGAGAGGAAACGAUACAGAAUCUGCAAUACAGAGCCAUGUCCUGAAGGUAGCCGUACUUUCCGUGAAGAGCAGUGUGCCAAGUACAACAACAUAGAGUAUGACGGUCAGUUGUACCAGUGGGAACCAGUCAGAAUGCAAAGUUCUCCAUGUCAACUUUAUUGCAAAACUCGAGGUGUGAAGCUCUCAGUGCUGAAAGCAGAUAUGGCAGCUGAUGGUACCCGCUGUUCCUUGAUUGGUCGUAACAUAUGCAUUAAUGGACAAUGCCGGCGUGUUGGCUGCGACUGGGUUCUGGAAUCUUCAGCCAAGGAGGACCGAUGUGGUGUAUGUCAUGGAGAUGGUUCCACAUGCAAGACAAUAAAAGAUCAAUUCAAUGAAACUAAAGGCAGUGGAUACCAAGAAGUGAAAAUGAUCCCAGCUGGGGCUCGAAAUAUAUUUGUUAAUGAAUUGAAAGGUGCUCAAUCUGCAGAACACAACUAUCUGGCCCUGCGCAACCAGAAUGGAGAAUACUAUUUGAAUGGGGGCUGGUUUAUUGAAUGGAGUGGUGACUAUGAAAUAGCUGGCACAAUUGUUCAUUAUUCACGUGAGGGAGAUGUUGAAAGCUUCAAUGCUGUUGGACCUUUAAAAGAACCCCUAACGAUAAUGUUGUUACUGCAGUCGACAAAUCCUGGAGUUGAGUUUGAGUAUACUGUGCCGAAUGAGAAUGCCAGCCACCGAAUCCCAGAAUUCAGUUGGCAGUAUACAGAUUGGUCACACUGCACCUCUUCAUGUGGUGGAGGUACUCAACGUUCUGUUGUAAUAUGCACUGAGAUGGAAGCUGGUGCCGUGGAUGAAAUGUAUUGCAAUGCUUCAAUGAAACCAGAUGACAAGCAACGCAAAUGCAAUGAACAUCUUUGUCCUGCAAUGUGGUGGGAAGGCCCAUGGCAACAUUGCUCUGUAACCUGUGGCUCAGGGGUGCAACGGCGAACAGUGAUGUGUGUGAGAAGCUUUGGUGACAAAGAACAAAUGGCACUGGACGAUUCAGCAUGUAUUGGUCAGAAGAAGCCAAAUCAUGAGAAAGAAUGUCACCAUACAGAUGUCCUUUGUCCUAAAGUCAGUCGAUGGAUUAGUAGUCCAUGGGAUGAUACUUGCACGAAUAAUCCAUGUGGCUGGAAAAAACGAGAGGUUGUUUGUGAAGAUCCAAUUAUUGGAUGUCACAAUGCUACAAAAUUAGCCACAAGUGUUCGUUGCUCUAACAUGAUAUGUGGACACUGGUCUGUCAGUGAAUGGUCUUUGUGUUCCAGAUCAUGUGAUGGAGGCUUUCACUAUCGAGAUGUUACAUGUGUUGGUAUGGAAUUAUGUGAUCUUGAUCUAAAACCAAGCUCCAAGAAGCAUUGUAAUAUACAAGAAUGUACAGAAAUGUUGCCCCCCACCAUAAAUAAAUUAAACUCCGAUUCACAAUCUUCAUCCUCUUCAUCGCCACAGCCAUCAUCCCCAAUGACAACUACUGUACCAACAACAGCAGCAAGAACCACCACAACAACAACAAGGCCGACAACAACAACAAGGCCGACAACAACAACAACAACAACAACAACAACAACAACGAUGACGACAACGACAACAACAACAUCAUCAUCAUCCCCUUCAUCUACUACAACAUUACCACCAACAGCAACCACUAUAAAAACAACCUCAACAGUGCGACCAAAUCUAAUUGAACCUACUCUGACAAGAAAAACCACUCUUAGCGUUCCAAGGAAAACCAUCCCUAAAACAUCUGCAAAAACUACAGCAUCGACUACCAGCAGCAUUGCUACCUCACCAGUUGCUUCCACAACAAGGCCAGUCACUAGACGCAGUAAGACCAAACAUAUUUUAUCAACAACUCCAUCAAUUUUGAAGACAACUUUGUCAAAUGCAAAUAAUGGCAAACAGAGAGAACAGCAUCCAGGCCACAGGAGCGAUGUCAGUGAUAAACACACCGAUAAUUUCAUUGGCAAUGAUACCAAAGAAGACCAGAAGAACAAAACAAAUAAAACUCAUUCGGAUGAUCUGCCUUCUGUUCCUACUUCCAGACCCACAAAAGAAGCUGGUAAAAAUAAAUCUGUUACAAGUCAUGUAUCACAUGAUAAUAACAGAACCAAAGCCAAAGCACCAACUAAGAACAAACCACCUCCAUCUCGUUAUCAAUGGACUUUCAGAAAAUGGACUCUUUGUGACUUCCAGCAUCCACAACAAAAGUGUGGCCACAGCAACAGAAGCAGAGUUGUGUACUGUGUUGACAGACGUUCACGCCGCUCUCCAAUCGUACCAAGCUACAAAUGUAACACUUUGACUAAACCACCUGAAUUAAAGGCAUGUUACACUCCUUGUAAAGAAUGGAUGACUGCAAGCUGGACAAAGUGUUCCGCAACAUGUGGUGAUGGAAUGCAGUGGAGGAAAGUUAAGUGUCCUCAGGCCAACCAAUGUGAAUUACGCAAAAAGCCUCAAGUUAAUCGGAAAUGUAAUAACGGUACCUGUCCAUCGAUGUGGAUUACAGGAUACUGGUCAAAGUGCACCAAAACUUGUGGAACUGGUGACCAGAUUCGUCUGGUGAAAUGCCUUGAUAUUGCAUCCCGUCAGCCGACUGAAGAUUGUGACCCAGCUACAAAACCAAUCAUACGCAGGAAAUGUCAGAUCCAACACUGUCCAAAGAAGAAACAUCAAUAUCUGGUCAUCUCUGGCAUGAUGGUGUUGAUGUUGGUCACAUUAGUAGUGGCAAUUCUUUUAAAUGUGGGAAACCUGAAAACGAAAAUCUUAACUUAUGUCGCAAGCUCAGGGAAAGAGGUCGCUGCAAGCAUGUCUUCGUCAACCAAAUCUGCUGUAAUACAUGUCAAGGAAUCAGCAUAAAUUCUAGAAAGCGCAACCGUAUACGGUCAUGAUGGCCCAAAUCUUUUCCUUUUUUUUUAUUUUCAAUUAGUUUUUGUCACAGAUUUAUUGCAAAAAAAUUGGUGAAAAAUAUUUAAAAAGUUAAAAUAUAAAAUUGAAAAAAAAAAAAAAAUCAAACUUAAAUUUCAAAAAUAUAUGAUAUUCACUAUAUCACAGACAAAAUGUGAACAAAAAAUUGAAAACAUUGGAAAGAAAAAUAAAACAAUUGACUAAAUCAUUUUAGGAUGCAAAACGGAAAAGGAAAAAAAAAGAAAAAUGUCUAUUUAUAGAAACAUUGCUAAAGUAAAUGUCAUGUCAAAAAUAAGUUAAAUAUUGGAGAAAAA